AUGAGCAACCUCCAUGCGCCCACCAUCCCUUCAGGGCCCACCACGGCCCCUGUCACAAACGGAAAUGCAGCUCGACUCUCGAUCACCGAGCUCCAGCGCAAAAAGGACAAUAUUGAAGGGGAGCUGAAGGCUUUGGGUGGUGUCCUUGAUUCGCACGGCGUUGACAUGAACACGAGCCUCCUCACCCGCGAUGGGUUUCCCCGAGCCGAUAUCGACGUUGCACAGAUUCGGACCACAAGAGCACGCAUCAUCCACCUCCGGAAUGACUGGAAGGAUCUGAUGGCUCUCAUUGAAAAACGACUCCACGAACACUUUGCCAGUUUGGAGGACGACGAUAACGAGACCGCCGCUCCGACCAACGCUGAUAUUUCGAUACCGAGAGACACGAUACCCGGGACUCUGGACCGGCCCUUUGCCAAAGUCAAUACGGUUGUUGAGAACAGUCCGGCUGCUACGGCGGGGCUCAAACCUGGAGACCUAAUCCGGAACUUUGGUUAUGUCAACCACGAGAACAAUGACGGUCUCAAGAAGGUAGCUGAAUGCGUUCAGGGCAACGAAGGACAAAAUAUCCUCGUGAAAGUAUCACGAAGCAGUGGGACUUCACGGCCCCAGGAGCUCAGGCUGACAUUGACACCACGGCGCGACUGGGGCGGUAGGGGGCUGCUUGGAUGCCAUAUCCUACCGCUGUAG
Messenger RNA from Canariomyces notabilis, 690 nucleotides. RefSeq lists its product as uncharacterized. The transcript has 4 exons. The record is from RefSeq and is a predicted model, not a curated record. Gene Ontology annotation, cellular component: nucleus; cytoplasm. Lineage: Eukaryota; Fungi; Ascomycota; Sordariomycetes; Sordariales; Chaetomiaceae. The coding region runs from base 1 to 690 and encodes 229 amino acids. Gene Ontology annotation, molecular function: protein binding. Gene Ontology annotation, biological process: proteasome regulatory particle assembly.